Messenger RNA from Penicillium angulare, 1647 nucleotides. RefSeq lists its product as uncharacterized. Gene Ontology annotation, biological process: carbohydrate transport; transmembrane transport. Gene Ontology annotation, molecular function: carbohydrate:proton symporter activity. Gene Ontology annotation, cellular component: membrane. Bases 1 to 1647 code for a protein of 548 amino acids. Lineage: Eukaryota; Fungi; Ascomycota; Eurotiomycetes; Eurotiales; Aspergillaceae. The transcript has 4 exons. The record is from RefSeq and is a predicted model, not a curated record.
AUGGGGUUCAAGAACAUUUACUCGGAAUCAACAGUCGCCAAAUACGUUCGUACCAUCCGGGCGACGCCUCGAGAGCUGAUUUGCAACUCCCGGCUUCUCCUUUCUGUGGCCCUCUAUGCUUGUUCUGGAAUUCCCCUGACUUGGGAUCAAGGAUCAUCGUCGGUCGUGUCAGAAUUACCAGGAUUUCAGCAGCAGUUCAAAAUCAGCUCUGGUACAAAUGCAAACGCAAUAUCACACUUCGUCUCCCUUGUGUACAUUGGGUGCGGCGUGGGUGCAGGGCUCUCUUUCUUCGUCAAUGACCGUGUUGGUCGACUCUGGUCACUACGCAUCUAUAUGCUCAUUUGGAUUGCCGGACAGUUGGUAGCCACUUUUGCUCCAAACAUUGGCACACUAUAUGCCGCUCGAAUCAUCAGUGGGUUGGGAAUUGGACCUCUCACCGUAACAGGAACCAAUUCUAUUGUCGAGAUUGCGCCUACCGAGAUCCGUGGACUUCUCGCAACAUGGUUUAGUGUGGCUAUGCUUCUCUCUCUAUGGGUCGCGGUGUUUUGCGUCUAUGGUGUGUACCAAACUAUAGAAGUGAGUCGCCUGCAAUAUCAGGCUGUCUGGUUCUCGCCCUGUAUCUUCAUGCUUCUCUGCAUCAUCGCUAGUUUCUUUCUGUCCGAAUCACCCCGCUGGCUAUUUCUCGUCAACAGACAGGAAGAGGCUGUCGAAACUCUGGUCCGAUUACGUGGACUGCCAAUUUCACACCCGCGAGUACAGAUAGAGCUUCAGGAGAUUGAAGAGAGUAUUUCAAAAGAACGAGGCGCGGAGGGCGGUUUGCCUGGAGUACUUGAAAUUGCGCGCGAGACCUUUCUCGUCCCAGCAAAUUUACGUCGUCUGACGCAAGCACUCAUGGCAUUUGCCCUUGCUCAACUAUCCGGCGCAAAUUCAAUCAGUUCUUAUUUCGUACCCAUCCUGGCUCUUGUCGGCGCUAGCGAUGAUACCGCGCACAGUAUCUUUCUAAGUGGAAUGUACAGUCUGGCAAAAUUUUUCUUCACGCUCAUUGCUUCAUUUUUCAUUAUUGAUGCUAUGGGACGUCGGAAGUCAGCAUUCAUCGGAAUCACAAUUCAAGUCAUUACUGAUCUAUACAUUGGUAUUUUCAUCAAGUAUCGUCAACAAGGUCCCGUCUCUGCCAGCUCCGCCCAAGGCGCUAUCGUCGCCAUUUUUUUUCACGGUUUCGGAUAUGCCAUUGGUCUGCUGAUUCUUCCUUAUAUCUUCGGCGGCGAGCUAUGGCCAAACCGAAUUCGAUCAUUUGGCAGCGCAUUUUGUCAAAUGUUCCAUUGGCUUUUUUUCUACGGCAUCAAUGCCGGAACUCCCUCAUUGCUGGAUGACACAAAUAACUGGGGCGCUUUCAUAUUUUUUGCUGCAUUCAAUUGUAUUGCAAUUGCUUAUGUGUUCUUUAUGGUUCCUGAGAUUGCUGGCCUGGGCGUUGAAGAGAUGGACAGUUUGUUCCGCGGGCCAUGGUUCAAGGCCUACAAGCGCACCCGCAGCCCAAAUUUAUUGGUGGGAGUUGAGACACCUACCGGAUCGCUGUCUGCUGAGCGUGUCAUAGACCCCAAUACUGAAAAGGGCAGCACAUUUGUAAAGACAGAUGAGAGUCAGGUUUGA